Urocitellus parryii (Arctic ground squirrel) is the source of this 1674-nucleotide messenger RNA. RefSeq names its product DnaJ heat shock protein family (Hsp40) member B11 (gene Dnajb11). The record is from RefSeq and is a predicted model, not a curated record. Lineage: Eukaryota; Metazoa; Chordata; Mammalia; Rodentia; Sciuridae. Gene Ontology annotation, cellular component: endoplasmic reticulum. Gene Ontology annotation, biological process: protein folding; protein maturation. Gene Ontology annotation, molecular function: misfolded protein binding.
GAUUGGCCCUCGCUUGCUGGGGGCUUCUCUCACCGGGACUUGGGACUCCCGGGAAGUGGACUGGCAGAGGCGGGGGGCAAGCUAGCUGCUUGCGGACCAAGUAGGAGACUCCCGGCGUGAGGCGGCCUCACAAGGCCGGGAGCGCUGGCGAGACGACGCGGCGGCUGCGGAGGCUGUGAGGAGUGUGUGGGACCGGGGCCGGCACUGAGGAACCAUGGCCCCGCAGAACCUGGGCACCUUUUGCCUGUUGCUGCUGUACCUCAUCGGGGCCGUGAUCGCCGGGCGAGAUUUCUAUAAGAUCCUGGGGGUACCUCGAAGUGCCUCUAUAAAGGAUAUUAAGAAGGCCUACAGGAAACUAGCCCUGCAGCUUCAUCCUGACCGGAACCCUGAUGAUCCCCAAGCCCAGGAGAAAUUCCAGGACCUGGGUGCUGCUUAUGAGGUUCUGUCAGAUAGUGAAAAACGGAAACAAUAUGAUACAUAUGGUGAAGAAGGAUUGAAAGAUGGUCAUCAGAGCUCCCAUGGAGACAUUUUUUCGCACUUUUUUGGAGAUUUUGGUUUCAUGUUUGGAGGAACUCCUCGCCAGCAAGACAGAAAUAUUCCAAGAGGAAGUGAUAUUAUCGUAGAUCUAGAAGUCACUUUGGAAGAAGUAUAUGCUGGAAAUUUUGUGGAAGUAGUUAGAAAUAAACCUGUGGCAAGGCAGGCUCCUGGCAAACGGAAAUGCAACUGUCGGCAAGAAAUGCGGACCACCCAGCUGGGCCCAGGUCGCUUCCAGAUGACCCAAGAGGUAGUCUGCGAUGAGUGCCCUAAUGUUAAAUUAGUGAAUGAAGAACGAACGCUGGAAGUAGAAAUAGAACCUGGAGUGAGAGAUGGCAUGGAGUACCCCUUUAUUGGAGAAGGUGAGCCUCAUGUGGAUGGUGAGCCUGGAGACUUACGCUUCCGAAUCAAAGUUGUCAAGCACCGGAUAUUUGAAAGGAGAGGAGAUGAUUUGUACACAAAUGUGACAAUCUCACUAGUUGAGUCUCUAGUCGGCUUUGAGAUGGAUAUUACUCACUUGGAUGGUCACAAGGUACAUAUUUCCCGGGAUAAGAUCACCAGGCCAGGAGCCAAGCUAUGGAAAAAGGGGGAAGGGCUCCCUAACUUUGACAACAACAAUAUCAAGGGCUCUUUAAUAAUCACAUUUGAUGUGGAUUUUCCAAAACAAUUAACAGAGGAAGCAAGAGAAGGUAUCAAACAGCUACUGAAACAAGGAUCAGUGCAGAAGGUAUACAAUGGACUGCAAGGAUAUUAAGAGUGAAUAAAAUUGGACUUUGUUGAAUAUAAGUGAAUCGGCGAUAUUUAUUAUCUGCAGGGGGUUUUUUGUGUGUUUUUAUUUUUAUUUUCAAUAUGCAAGUUUGACUUAAUUUUUUUCCUAAUAACCGUCAUGAUAUGAAUAAGAGGGCUUGAGUUUGUCCAUUUGCAUUCAGACAAGAAUGACCAGCAAAAGGUUAACUAAUACCUCUCCCUUUGGGAAUACAAUGUCUGGUGCUGCCACCUGAGUUUCAAGAAUUAAAGCUUCAAGAGGACUCCAGGAGCAAGCAAAUAAAAAGGGUUGGAGAUAAUUGUUAGUUAUUUCAUUCAAAAUGCCAACUGGAAAAGUCUGUUUUUAAAUACAUCUUGUUGUUAUUUUUUUCUUGA